GAAAUACUGGAGGAGGAAGUCGCUGCUUGGUGGACUAACUAACGGAGUAAACACAUACAGGGUCUUGAUGAGGAAAUGCAUUCAACAGUUUGUGGAGCUUCAAAUUCCCCAUCCACAGUCAAAAAUAUUAAUGAGGUGCUGACCGACAGCAACCAGAGCCAGUCAGCUGUGAGCGACCAGAAUCAGACAAGUCCAGUGGUCAGUCCACCUAACAUGGUCAGAAAGGGUCUUGAUGAGGAAAUGCAUUCAACAGUUUGUGGAGCUUCAAAUUCCCCAUCCACAGUCAAAAAUAUUAAUGAGGUGCCAACUGACAGCAAUCAGAACCAGUCAGCUGUGAGCGACCAGAAUCAGACAAGUCCAGUGGUCAGUCCACCCAACACAGUCAGAAAGGCGGCCACUGAUCACUACAAUCAGCUCUCCUGUCCAGGUCAAAUGGAUCCAACUGUUAGCACAAAGUGUCAAAACUAUCGCUUGGUAUCUGCAACAGUAUCCUCCGUGGACAAGUGUGUCGAGUGUCUGGGACUUAAAUCUUCCUACAAGUGGCUUGGCUAUGUAUGCAAAGAUGAGAUUGUGUUCAGUGACGCUGAAGCCAGUGCAAGCGAAUCUGAUGACUGCAGCACGGCAGUCACAGCAACAGAAUGUGGAACUGUGGAGCCUAUGGAUACUGACGCUACAAUCAAAGAGCAAGUUCAUGAGAUGGAAGAUUUUGCAGGGUCUGUAUUGUCAGUGUCAUCUACAGUAACUGAGACUGCUCCUCCCUCUGAAGGACAAGAUGCUUGUGAAGACCAGCAUAGAAGAGUGCCAAAGAAAGUCACCUGUGACCCGGACGCAGAUAAAGUGGAAGAAGAUGGAUGGAGGACAAGGAAGGCCUAUCUGAUGGAGCCGUUCACCCAUCAGGGGUCAUUUUCCAUCAGAUCCAAUAGAUCCAGAGACCAGGGGAGAGAGACCACAGGAACAGGACCAGUCCAGAUGCAGACCUGGUGUCAAAGCACCUGUGACCCGGACCCAGAUAAAGUGGAAGAAGAUGGAUGGAGGACAAGGAAGGCCUAUUUGAUGGAGCUGUUCACCCAUCAGGGUCAUUUUCCAUCAGAUCCAGUAUAUCCAGAGAUGUUGGUGCAGGCAACAUCAGAGGAGACGUCAACAGUGGACCUGUGAGGGGGAGCAGAGACCCCAGACCAGACCUUCCCACAAAAAGCCAAAAUGACUCCACUGUGGACUAACAUUUAACCUGAAACUGUAACUACAAUAAACUGCAUGAACUUUAUCUUUUUCUUCUGUUUUUGUAAAAGACCCAAGACGGAGGUUCAGUUGGUUUUAUAAACAUGUCAUGUCAUAAGUGGAUUAAGGUGUUGAACCCUUAGGAGUCUGAGCCUAUUUCGGCCGUCUUUCAAUACUUCUAAUUUUACCUUUAUAGAACACAUAGAAAAUAUUAACUAUACCCAUGUUUGGUAUUUUUUUUAAUUUCACUUAUAUUAUCUGAUAAUUCUUUUACACUUUAUCUUACUUUAUUAACAUACUGGACCCGAAAAUACACAAAAGCAAUAGAAUUCAAGUUGGGGAAAAAUACUGUUUUUAACUCUGAAAACAUAUGAAGGUAACUAUUUAACUAUUAAUAAUAUCUCCAGGUUUACAUGGUCAAUCAAUGUCAAACAAAUACUUCUUUUUUAAUAAUGCUUCGAUCCUCACAGAGGGUUAAAGGGGGUAGAGUUCAAACGUUUCUCAAGGCGUCCACAACAAACUGUAGACUUAGAAACUGUUGA
Messenger RNA from Sphaeramia orbicularis (orbiculate cardinalfish), 1760 nucleotides. RefSeq lists its product as uncharacterized. The coding region runs from base 76 to 1155 and encodes 359 amino acids. Lineage: Eukaryota; Metazoa; Chordata; Actinopteri; Kurtiformes; Apogonidae. The record is from RefSeq and is a predicted model, not a curated record. The transcript has 15 exons.